Monoraphidium neglectum is the source of this 723-nucleotide messenger RNA. RefSeq lists its product as hypothetical. Gene Ontology annotation, molecular function: glycosyltransferase activity. The transcript is spliced from 3 exons. Gene Ontology annotation, cellular component: membrane. Lineage: Eukaryota; Viridiplantae; Chlorophyta; Chlorophyceae; Sphaeropleales; Selenastraceae. Bases 1 to 723 code for a protein of 240 amino acids. The record is from RefSeq and is a predicted model, not a curated record.
AUGCGGACGGCGCACUUCACUGCGGCGCACUGGCGGAAGUCCUCUCAGUGGUUCGCGCUGACGCGCGCCCACACCCAGGUCAUCCUCUCGGAUGACCACGUGCCGGAGCUCUUCCGGCGGUGGUGCGCGAGCGACCCGCCGCCGAAGGCUGGCGGCCGAGUAUGCGUGUCAGAUGAGCACCUGCUGCCCUCCCUGCUCGCGAGCUACUGGCUCGACUUCCAGACCGACUGCAAGGGGCUGGCCCAUUACGCCGAUUGGAGCCUCGGCGGCUGGCACCCGCGCACCUUUGGGCCGGGGGAUGUGUGGACAGGUCUCGUCGCGGCCGCGCGGGGCCCUGCAGUGCAUUGCAGCGCGGCUGCGGCCGUCGCCAGCGCAGAGGCGCUGUUCGAGGUGCGUGCAGCGGCCAAGGGCGGCUGGCGGCCGCUGCGUGGGCAGCAGCAGCAGCAGCAGCAGCAGCAGCAGCAGCAGCAGCAGCAGCAGCAGCAGCAGCAGCAGCAGCACAGCUUGCGAGGGCGCCGUGAGGAGCGCCUCUUGCCUCACGAAUGGGCGGCCGCGGGCGGCUACGAGCCGCUGGGGUACGAGUGCCCGCUGCUGGUGCGCAAGUUUGCUGCGGAAGCGGCGCCCCAGGCGCUGGCGGCGGCGCUCAGCUGCGAGGGUGGCGGGCUAGGGUGGUGGUGCAGGGGCCGUUUCGAGGCCGUGGGCAGCCAGCUGGCCCACGCCUGA